AUGCAAGAAAAUGUUCUCAAAACAGAGGAUGAGAACGAAGGAGACAAGAAGAAGAAGGACAAAAAGAAGAARAAAGGAGAGAAGGAGGAGAAGAAGAAGGGUCCCAGCAAGGCCACAGUGAAGGCCAUGCAGGAGGCGCUGGCCAAGAUGAAGGAGGAGGAGGAGCGGGCACGACGGGAGGAGGAGGAGCGGCUCARGAGGCUGGAGGAGCUUGAGAAGCAGAGGCAGGAGCAGGAGCGGCUGGAGCAGGAGCGCAGGGAGAAGAAGAAGCAGAAGGAGAAGGAGAGGAAGGAGCGACUGAAGAAGGAGGGCAAGCUGUUGACCAAGGCCCAGAGGGAGGCGCGGGCAAGAGCCGAGGCCACACUCAAGCUGCUGCAGGCGCAGGGCGUUGAGGUGCCAUCCAAAGACAGCGUGCCAAAGAAGAAACCAAUUUAUGGAGACAAGAGGAAGAAGAAACACACCGUCCAAUCACCUGAAGAAACAUCGGAGGUCACGUCGCCGGUCUCGGAGACCCCGGAGCCCGUUCCCAUGGAGACGGAGAGCGGUCCGCCGGCUGCAGAGCCAGAGGCGAAGGCGGACGCUGACCUGGACGACUGGGAGGCCAUGGCCAGCGACGAGGAGAAAGAGAGGAAGAGAAGACGAGCAGCAGAGCUGAAGAAAGUUCACAUCGAGGUCAAAGAGGAGACGCCGGCUCCUCGUCAGCCGGCUGCCAGCGAGGAGGAGGAGGAAGAAGAGGAAGACGAGGACGACGACGACGACGACGAGGAUGAAGAGGAGGAGGAGGAAAGCGAGGAAGAAGCUGAGGCGGAGAAAGAGAGCGCGCCAGUGAGUCACGGGAAGAGGAGAGCGGUGAGCGAAGACGAGAGCAGCGAGAGCGACGAUGAUGACGGCAGGACGAAGGAGGAGCGGCUGUACGACCGAGCCAGGAAGAGGAUAGAGAAACGACGAGCGGAGAACCUGAAGAACACGGACCCGGACUGGCUCCGAGCGCCGGUGGUGUGUGUGCUGGGACACGUGGACACGGGGAAGACAAAGAUCCUGGACAAGCUGCGUCACACACAYGUCCAGGACGGCGAGGCCGGAGGAAUCACCCAGCAGAUCGGAGCCACCAACGUCCCCAAGGAGACCAUUGAGGAGCAGACCAAGAUGGUUAAAAAUGUACGACCUCUCACUCUAUGCUGGAUUCAGUGGUGGUUUGCAGCUUGUAUCAUCAUCAUCGUCGUCAUGAUGGCGGUGUGUGUGUGUGUCCAGGUAAAAGCGCUGCCCGGCAUGGGAACCACCAUCGACGUCAUCCUGAUCAACGGCUGCCUGCGGGAGGGAGAGACCAUCAUCGUCCCCGGGGUGGAGGGGCCCAUCGUCACUCAGAUCAGGGGCCUGCUGCUUCCGCCGCCGCUCAAGGAGCUGAGGGUCAAGAGUCAGUAUGAGAAGCACAAGGAAGUGUCGACGUCUCAGGGAGUGAAGAUUUUAGGUAAAGACCUGGAGAAGACGCUGGCAGGGCUCCCCCUGCUGGUGGCCCACAAGGACGACGAGAUCCCUGUCUUGAAGGAUGAGCUGGUGAAGGAGCUGAAGCAGACGCUGAACUCCAUCAAGCUGGAGGAGAAGGGCGUGUACGUCCAGGCGUCCACGCUGGGCUCCCUGGAGGCGCUGCUGGAAUUCCUCCGGACCUCCAAGGUCCCGGUUCYGCCCCCUUUCCCAGCAGCCUGGACCUCCGGACGGAGGCGGCGAGCGGCUCUGACUCUGACACGCUGA
Molecule: messenger RNA, 1749 nt
Organism: Poecilia reticulata (guppy)
Lineage: Eukaryota; Metazoa; Chordata; Actinopteri; Cyprinodontiformes; Poeciliidae
Source: RefSeq, a predicted model, not a curated record